AUCCUCUCGUGUUCGUCAACACAUUUUGGCAGUUGACCAACCACAUGACGCCCCUCAACGAAACAGUCAAGGAGCUGCCGCUGCACAUCGACCUCAAGAACAUGGCCUUCUGGCAGUUCCAGAUCAUGGCGUCGAUCGAGAUGAAUGCCAAGGAGUCUGCCCGCCAGGCUGCCUUUGGCGCCUCGCUUCCCGGCGGCGGAGACGGCACCGAGAUUGAAAUGGUCAAGGAGAUUUUCAUCGACACCAACCCCAUCCUGCUCGGCAUCACGGCUUUCGUCACCGUCGCGCACCUCAUCUUGGAGACGCUGGCCUUUGGCUCCGACAUCGCGCACUACCGCAAGAAGAAGGACAACGUGGGCAUCUCGGUCCGCUCGAUCCUGGCCAACGUCUUCAUGCAGACCGUCAUCUUCCUGUACCUGCUCGACAACUCGCAGAACACGAGCUGGAUGAUUCUCGGCUCGCAGGUAGUGGGCAUCGUCAUCGAGUUCUGGAAAAUUACGACCGUGGUCGACGUCCGCGUUCGGCCGUCGCCGCCUGGGUCCUUGCUGCCGUACCGCGUGGUGUUUGAGGAUAAGCACAAGCUCACCGAGACGGAGGAGAAGACCAAGGAGUACGACGAGAUUGCCUUCCGCUACAUGUACAUGGCGGCGGUGCCGCUCCUGAUCGCCUACGGCAUCUACUCGCUCGUGUACGAGUCGCACAAGUCGUGGUACUCGUUUGUCAUCACCACGCUCGUGGGCUCCGUGUACACGUACGGGUUCCUCAUGAUGGUGCCGUCGCUGUACAUCAACUACCGCCUCAAGAGCGUCGCGCACAUGCCUGCGCGGGCCAUGAUGUACAAGUUCUUCAACACCUUCAUCGACGACCUGUUUGCCUUUACCAUCAAGAUGCCGAUCCUGCACCGGCUGGCCACGUUCCGCGACGACAUCAUCUUCUUCAUCUACCUGUACCAGAAGUGGGCGUACAAGGUCGACUACACGCGCGUCAACGAAUUUGGUCAGGGCGGCGACGACGACGAGCCCACGGCCGUGGUCAAGAAGGACAAGGAGGAGGGCGAGGCCAAGAAGCUUGCAGCCGAGGCGGUCAAGGAGACGGAGGCCAAGGCCAAGGCGACCGGCAGCGAGGCUGCCCAGAAGGCGACUAAGCGGAGGUGAUGCCGGGAGUCGGCGCCAUUGGGCAAACGGAGAUGACGAAGGCAAAACGGGCGAUAUAGACGGUGUGACUUCUGUGUAGGGAGUGCAAAGCAGAAACUUACAGUAUAGAUAGGCAACUCGACCGUCCCGUCCCUGCUUGAGCCAAGGAUGAAUGACAGUGGAGAGUCAAAGUCGAAGCUUUCCGUGGCGUCAAACAGUCGUCCCAGAUGCUGUAACGGAUUUGUGCCGUGCCGUUUCGACUUGGUUCAGACUUGGGAGACCCGGCCUUGCCGUGCCGGUCCUGACGGCGAGGCUAGACAGUGCCGAGAUGGUUUGAAACAUGCCGGGAUCUGCAUUGAUGGUGUGUCUAGCGCCUGUAGGUACGUAGCGUGGGACGGGACAGACGGGAGGAUGGAUGAGAGUGGAGGGAAACAGCAGCA
Purpureocillium takamizusanense is the source of this 1573-nucleotide messenger RNA. RefSeq lists its product as uncharacterized. The coding region runs from base 45 to 1154 and encodes 369 amino acids. Gene Ontology annotation, cellular component: endomembrane system; membrane. The record is from RefSeq and is a predicted model, not a curated record. Lineage: Eukaryota; Fungi; Ascomycota; Sordariomycetes; Hypocreales; Ophiocordycipitaceae. The transcript has a single exon.